AUGAAAAAAUUUUUUAUUAGUAAAUUUAUACUGCAAGAAAAAUUCAGACUUGGUACAUUGAUAGAAGACAAACUUGUGAAGAAUGAAACUAUGAAAAAUGAAUCUGUAAAAAUUAUAUACAUGAAAACCAAGCAUGUAGAAAGUGAAGCUUUCAAAUUUUUGAAAGAUAAGUCUAAAGAAAAUAAAUGUGUAGAAGUCGAACUUAUGAAAAAUAAAUCUGUGGAAGGUGGUGAUAUGGAAGUUGAGCUUGUUGAUAUAAAAGGUAAAGUUAGUGAAGCUGUAGAAGGUGAAAAUAUAGAAGGUGAAAAUAUGGAAAAUGAAACUAAAAAAAUUAAUCAAGGCUCUAUAACUCUUGAAGGCAAUAGCGAAAUUAAUACACCUGUUUUUAAGUUGGAGUUGGAAGGUCUUAAUCUUACAAAGCAUUAUAUAAAUCAACCUAUAGAAUUAUCUGUUGGAAUACGAUUUAAUUUUUGGGCAAUUGCAGAUCACUACUUAAAGAAUAAAAUAUUUACAGCAGGCAUGCAAUCUACCUUAUGUAUUGAAUCAAUUAAUGCUAUUAUUCAUAAAGCAGUUGCUUCUAGCUCUAGUAUGUCAGAUGUAAUUGAAGCUUUAGAGCUUCAUAUACAAAAGAAAGAAUUAAAUAAAAAUUAUGGUCAUUUAAUGGGUCAUUUUAAGGAAGCAUUAAGCUACUCAAUAGAAGAUGAUGAUCAAAAUGCUUUAAAUGAACUUAUCUUAGACUACAUUGCUAAAAAAGAAGAAAUUCAAAAUGAUAAAGGUAGACAUCCAAAUAAAUGGUUAAAAGCUUUUAAUGAAGAAACAAAUAAAGUUAGUAGUAAUAAAAAACAACAAGCAUCUUAUGAUACUACUAACAAUAAUAGUGAAACUAGAUGUAGAUUAAGAUCACAUUAUAAAUCAGGCUAUUAUGCUCCUAAAUAUCCUAAUAAGAAAAAUGCAAU
Molecule: messenger RNA, 956 nt
Organism: Cetraspora pellucida
Lineage: Eukaryota; Fungi; Glomeromycota; Glomeromycetes; Diversisporales; Gigasporaceae
Source: the annotation of a GenBank genome assembly